AAUGGCCUUGAUGAUAUUACGCCGUCAAAUAGGCAAGAAUAUGACUUUAUUGUUGUUGGAGCAGGGAGUGCGGGAGCCACCAUCGCCAACAGAUUAACUGAAAUCAAUGACGCAAAAGUACUUCUAAUCGAAGCAGGUAGCCGUGAAAAUUUAUUUAUGGAUGUUCCUUUAUUUGCCUUAUAUUCAACACUUCACAAGGACAAGAAAUGGGGUUAUUCAACAGAAGCUUCAGAUCAAUAUUGUCUGGGAUCAUUGAAUAAUCAAUGCCAAGUUCUGUUUGGUAAAGUGAUGGGAGGAUCGAGUUCUGUUAAUGCUAUGCUGGCUGUUCGAGGCAACAAAAGGAAUUAUGAUACUUGGGCUGAAUUAACUGGCGAUAAUGAUUGGUCUUGGGACGGAAUGCUUAAAUACUUUAAAAAAAUGGAAAAAUAUGACGUCACUCGAGCAAAUACAAAAAAUGAAGCACAUGGCUAUAGCGGACCAGUACGUAUUGCAAAUGCACCUUAUCAAUCUCCGCUUGCACGUGCCUUUGUUGAAUCGGGUAAAGAAUUUGGAUUGCCGACUAUGAUUGACUACAACAGUGGUCAACAAACGGGUUUUGGUUAUCUGCAAACAAAUCAAAUCAAUGGAGAAAGAGUGAGUACAAAUCGAGCAUACCUGCACCCCAUCAAAUAUAGAAGAAACUUAUUUGUUAGUAUGAAUAGUCACGUGAACAAAGUUCUAAUCGAUCCGGAAACAAAAACUGCUUAUGGUGUAGAGUUCACAAAGGGAUAUCGGAAAAUAGAAGUGGUAGCGAGAAAAGAAGUAAUUAUAUGCGCUGGAGCAAUAGGUUCGCCAAAAAUCCUCAUGUUUUCUGGAAUCGGCCCAGCGGAGCAUUUACGUAGUUUCAAUAUCUCUGUUUUAAAAGACGCGCCUGUUGGUGAAAAUUUGAUGGAUCACAUUAGUUACGGAGGAUUGUCUUUUAUGACCAAUGAAACGGAUAGUUUUCUAAUUACAGAUAUUUUAAGACCAUCAAAUCAUGCUUUUUCCGAAUAUCUAACAAAGAGAACUGGCCCAUUGACGGUGCCUUUUGGUGUUGAAGCUCUAGGAUUUAUGAAUGUUGAUAACUUGAGUCCAGACGAUGAAGACCCAAAUUUAGAAAUCAUAUUUGCAAAUAUACAUUUUGGAUCUGAAUUAUUAGGUCAUACCAUUUUCGGAUUCAAAGAUAGUUAUUUUUAUAAAUUUUUUGCCAAGACAAUAUUCCACCACGGAUAUAUACUUUUCCCGAUACUUAUGCAGCCUAAAAGUCGUGGAAGAGUAUUUCUACGAAGCUCAAAUCCUAAAGAUAAUCCAAAAAUAUUAGCAAAUUAUCUUUCCGAUGCUGAUGAUGUACGGGUGGGAGUAAAAAUGAUCAGACAAACGAUUGAAAUCGCAAAAGUUAAAGCACUACAAAAAUAUGGAUCAAGAAUAAACGACGUAAUUGUUCCUGGGUGUGAAACUCACGAACCAAAUUCAGAUUCAUAUUGGGAAUGUGCAUUCAGAACAUUUACCAUAACUUUUUGGCAUCACUGUGGAACAUGCAAAAUGGGUGCAGAAAAUGAUCCAUCAGCGGUUGUUAAUACAAAAUUACAAGUUCAAGGAAUAAACAAUUUGAGAGUAGUAGAUGCUUCAAUAAUGCCAAUGAUACCAACUGGUCAUCUGAAUAUCCCGACAAUCGCAAUUGCCGAAAAAGCGGCUGAUUUAAUAAAAUCAUAUUGGGGUCAUAUUGACUAGUCUAAUAAAAAUUUGGACUUUUCUCUGUCUAGUUUCCUUAGUUGAAAAUUAAAAAGAAUGGAAAGAGAAGCUUAUCUUACCGUUACGUUUACACGUUGGAGGAAAGCAAAUUGACAUGAUUGGAUAUCACAAGAUCUUCUAGGUAGCAAUAAUUGAAUAUCUAUACAUGCAGUGACCUUCACGGAGAUAAUUAUCCGAUAAUUUACAAUGGAC
Messenger RNA from Phymastichus coffea, 1962 nucleotides. RefSeq names its product glucose dehydrogenase [FAD, quinone]-like. The transcript is spliced from 4 exons. The record is from RefSeq and is a predicted model, not a curated record. The annotation marks the transcript as partial. Lineage: Eukaryota; Metazoa; Arthropoda; Insecta; Hymenoptera; Eulophidae. Gene Ontology annotation, molecular function: oxidoreductase activity, acting on CH-OH group of donors; flavin adenine dinucleotide binding.